UUUUAUAUUUAAAAUGCAGAUUACUCAAGUGUAUGGCUGUUAUGAUGAAUGUCUAAGGAAAUAUGGCACUGCAAAUAUUUGGAAGACUUUCACUGAUCUAUUUGAUUAUUUUCCAUUAACAGCAUUGGUCGAAUCUGAAAUUUUCUGUCUCCAUGGUGGGUUAUCUCCGGCAAUUGAAACCCUGGAUAACAUACGUAACUUUGACCGCGUUCAAGAAGUCCCACAUGAAGGUCCCAAUGAUCGAUGUGGUUGGGGCAUUUCUCCAAGGGGUGCUGGAUAUACUUUUGGCCAAGACAUAUCCGAGCAAUUUAACCGUAAAAACAAUUUGAAGCUUAUUGCCAGGGCACAUCAGCUAGUCAUGGAAGGAUUCAAUUGGGGUCAUGUAUGUACUUACUCUUUUAGUGCUGAUAUCAGAUUCGUGUAAUUCAUAUCAUUAACUCCUUCGAAAAUUU
Molecule: messenger RNA, 452 nt
Organism: Hibiscus syriacus
Lineage: Eukaryota; Viridiplantae; Streptophyta; Magnoliopsida; Malvales; Malvaceae
Product: serine/threonine-protein phosphatase PP2A catalytic subunit-like
Exons: 4
Coding region: 14-424 (136 amino acids)
Biological process (GO): mitotic cell cycle; peptidyl-serine dephosphorylation
Cellular component (GO): cytosol
Molecular function (GO): protein serine/threonine phosphatase activity
Source: RefSeq, a predicted model, not a curated record